Molecule: messenger RNA, 330 nt
Organism: Mycotypha africana
Lineage: Eukaryota; Fungi; Mucoromycota; Mucoromycetes; Mucorales; Mycotyphaceae
Exons: 2
Coding region: 1-330 (109 amino acids)
Source: RefSeq, a predicted model, not a curated record
AUGACAAGCUUUCUUUCUCUCAACAAACACACAUCAGAGAUAAAAACUGGAAACGAUAGAAUAAAAAUCGAUGGUUACAAAGGUACAUGGUUUUUAUGGCAACAGAAAAAUGACGAUUUUUUUACAACAAGCACAAUUGCAAAGCAACAUGGGCUCACACUUGGACACAAAGGAGCAAGUUUGUAUCUCACGCGUAAAAGUCUUUUUACAGAUGGUAUCCUACCUGAUGUGAUCUGCAAGGCCGAAACAAACAUUGACUUGUGGCUACUUUCAGUGAUCAUUGCGUUUCCUCAUGCUGUUACACCCUGGUUGUUUAUUGUCAAGAAAUAG